This is a messenger RNA of Protobothrops mucrosquamatus (brown spotted pit viper), 1420 nucleotides long. RefSeq lists its product as uncharacterized. The record is from RefSeq and is a predicted model, not a curated record. The transcript has 6 exons. The coding region runs from base 60 to 968 and encodes 302 amino acids. Lineage: Eukaryota; Metazoa; Chordata; Lepidosauria; Squamata; Viperidae.
GAAGGAGGAGAAGUUCCUAUUCUUUGUCCCGUUGACCUUACCUGGAGGACUCAGAAUCCAUGGAGCCUUUCCGAAGCCAUCGGGGAUCUCAAACCGCGUUUUUGCUCGCAGGUUGCAUCCUAAGCUGCUUGUUGCAGUUGGUGCCAGCUGAGGGAAAUUUAACCGUGGUUUCUAUACCUGAAUACCCUAUCCAGGAGCAAAGAGUCCUUCUGAAUGUACAGAAUGUCCAGAAGGAAUUUGAACAAUGCGAGUGGACACAACCCUCUGGGAAAACAAUUAUUUUUACCCGUGAAACAAAAUUCACCCCAGCUAAUGCUUCCCAAAUCGUACAGGUGUAUGAGAAUUGUUCCUUGAGUAUCAAAAACCUGAGGUUAUUGGAUAAAGGAAAGUAUACGGUCAAAAUUACCUUCCCUUCUACACAGCAGCAAGAUACAAAAGGUCGAGAGAUCUAUAUAGGUUCCAUUUUUGUGACUUUCUGUGAUGAAAAACAACUUCGUAUCAGGAUCCAACCGCCAGUGUCUUUUCCUGGCCAGAAUGCCACAUUGAUUGCAGAGGGCAUCCAAAACAAGGAUGUCUUCUGCCAGUGGAAACAAAUUACCCAAUCAGGAGAGAAAGAUAUCCAAGAUAUUAGACAAGACUCCAAGAAGCAGACUCAACAACAGAAGAUCAUACCAGACCGUUGUUCCUUGCAUCUGAUCCGGUUAAUCCCAGAUUAUUCUGCCAGAUUUUCCGUUUAUGUUAACAUUUCUUCAGACCAACAGUCCACCAGAGAGAAGGGAACCGGAGAGCAAGUGACGUGCUAUAGAAGCCAGACUGAGUUUCAAGUGCGCAAAUCUGGAUCAGCUUCUGUGAAAUAUAGUGCUGGAAUCAUUGCUGGGGCUUUGCUUGGAUCCCUCACUUGGACCAGCAGUCUCUCCCUCCUGCCCCUGCUCUUCGGCGUGCUCUCAUCAUUUUUCCCCGAAUGCUGAAUUUGGAAGAGUCCCUUCCUUUGUGAAAAAUAUUUGCAGAGGAGAGACACACAAGUUAUCCUGUGUCUGCGUGUGUAACACUGAACAGCUCUGUGCUUGGAUGUUAAGCUUGAUCCGAUGCUGAUUUCUUUUGAAGCUCAACUUUGAUCAAAAUUGUAUAUUAACUUACUCUGUUUCUUUUUAUAUCAGCAAAAUCUAAGUCAUUCCAAACUUUAAAGCUUGAGAAUGUUGCAAACCAGCAAAACAUUGAAUAAAUCUAUCUACGUAGUCGCCAGGAGACAAAAAAUGACUUGAUGGCACCUAAUCAAAAUAUCAUAAAAUUUUGUAUUAAGAACCUGGGGCUUUUUUAGGAAGUCGAUGCAUGUUAUCCAAUUUGGAACAAAAGAGAAAAAUCUUUGGAUGCCCUUUAUACAUUCUAACAUGGCUCAAAAUAAAAUGUGGUUUUUCACUUC